AUGAAGCUUUGUGUAUGGAGAGGUUGGUCCUCACCAACUUCUCUAUCAUCUCACCAUUGCUCAUCUCCACUGAUCAAGUGUUCCUCCUCCCCUUCGGGUCCGUCGACACUCCGCGGCCGCUCCACCGCGAGGAUCGGGAGGCGGUGGGCGGAGUACCAAGGCGCCGACGACUGGGCCCGCCUCCUCGACCCGCUCGACGACACCCUCCGCCGUGAGAUCCUCCGCUACGGCGAAUUUGUCCGUGCCGCCUACUCCGCCUUCGACACCGACCCCUGCUCCCCGUCCUACGCCGCCUGCCGCUUCCCCAAGCACUCCCUCCUCCGCCGCGCAGGCCUGUCCCGCACCGGCUACCGCGUCACGCGCCACCUCCACGCCACGACUGCCGCAGCAGUUCCUCGAUGGAUAGCCGAUGCCGGAGCCCCCUCGGCGCUCUCGCGGCGGUCGAGCUGGAUCGGGUACAUCGCGGCCUGCAGGGACGAGGCCGAAAUCGCCCGGCUCGGCCGCCGCGACGUCGUUAUCGCGCUCCGCGGCACCGCCACCUUCCUUGAGUGGAUCGAGAACUCCCAAACUUCUCUCACUGGCUUGGAUGGCUGCACUUCCGACAAUGUGUCGGAGCCGAUGGUGGAGCGCGGUUUCUGGAACCUCUUCACGACCGCAGUCGCUCCGCAUGGCAGCCUGCGGGCGCAGGUGCGCGAGGAGGUGGGACGGAUCGUCGACGCGGCGGCGGCGACUGCGACAGCGGAUGCGUACCCGUUGAGCUUCACGGUGACCGGGCACAGCCUCGGCGCCGCACUCGCGGUGCUCGCUGCGCACGACAUUGCCGACACUUUUUGCCGGGGCAGCAGUGACCGCAAGGCGAUGGUGACGGCGAUAUCGUUCGGCGGACCGCGGAUCGGGAACGAGGGGUUCCGGCGGAGGGUGGAGGGGAGUGGGUGCAAGGUGCUGCGGAUAGUGAACGCCGGCGAUGUCGUGACCAAAGUGCCGGGCUUCGUGGUGGAAUCGGAGGACGACGGCGGCGGCAGGUGGUGGCGGAGGGCGACGACGGCACUGGGGUGGGCGUACGCCGACGUCGGACGGGAGCUGCGGCUGCGAGGAGGCGGCGGCGGCGGCCGGGGGUCGGCCAACCUGGUGGAAUGCCAUGACCUCGGAUUGUACCUUGACCAAGUCAACCAGCUAGAGGCAGCGGAGGCAGAGGCGGAAGCGGAAACUGCUCGCCUUGCCUCUCACCUUCAUGCUCUCGCUCUCGCCCUCGCCCUCGCCCUCGCCCGCGCACCUCACACCUUCCUCGCUUCCGACCACGCUGAGCCUGAGGCGUGGGCGAUGCUUCAGGUCAUAGCGGUGGCGGAGGCGGUGAAUGUGAUGGCAGUAGAGACUAAGACGGCUGCGGAAGAAAGGGUGGGCAAUGACAGUGGAGAUCGAGGCGGCAGUAAAAGCAAUGGCAAGCCUCGCCCUCUUAAAGACCAAUAUUAA
Molecule: messenger RNA, 1470 nt
Organism: Ananas comosus (pineapple)
Lineage: Eukaryota; Viridiplantae; Streptophyta; Magnoliopsida; Poales; Bromeliaceae
Product: phospholipase A(1) DAD1, chloroplastic-like
Exons: 3
Coding region: 1-1470 (489 amino acids)
Biological process (GO): lipid metabolic process
Molecular function (GO): glycerophospholipase activity
Source: RefSeq, a predicted model, not a curated record